CCUUUUCAUCUUCGCGAGGCAGAAGGAUACUGCGAGCUGAUUGGCUGCCUGCAGCUGACUUAUGGCUCAUCCAGCACACCGAACUGAGCGCAGCUCUCAGUUAGCGCCUCUCCCCUUGAUAACCCGCGCUACUGCGGUCCGCUCCUCAUCAAAACACACACACUCUCACUACCAACACACACACACGCCCUCAUGAGCGCUCCAGACCGGCCGCUGCAGCCAGCUGACUUCACCUGAAAGCUCAGAGCGGAGCGAAGCCACCAAACAAUGCGAGUUUACUGCAUUAUGCGCUGCCGCAGGUUGUUGUUGCUUUUGCGCUUUUUUCGGAGGUAACCUCGGAGGUGUCCGCUCUGCAUGCCAUGAUCAUGGACUGCCUGUUUCUACUGAUAUGGACUUUACCCGUCCCGCCGGUCGGCUGCAGCAGAGUCAAGUUUCUCUCCACCUUCUUGACUUGGAGCAUCGUUAAGACUCUGCACAUUUAUUGCACACACGCCUCCCACUCUGCUACGGCCAGCUACUCUUCCAGCCAUAGCCACGGAUUAAAUUAUGACUACGUGUUUGUAACACCAGUGGAGGUGGACUCUGAUGGCACAUAUCUGACGCACGAUGUCACCAGGAGAGGCCGUCGCAGCAGGAGGUCCCUGUCUCUUUCCUUGCACUAUCGGCUGUCUGCCUUUGGGCAGGACAUGUACCUGGACCUGCUUCCGUCCUCUGUGGUCGGCCCGGGGUUCACCGUGCAGACGGUCGGAUCGGACGGCAUCUCCACGGUGAUAGGCGAUGAGGGGCUCCACCACUGUUUGUAUCAGGGAUUUAUUCGCAACGUGUCAGCCUCCUCGGCCGCCAUAUCAACAUGUUCCGGACUGGCAGGCCUGAUCCGGGUCGCUAACGAGGAGUACUUGAUCGCUCCGCUACCUCAACAUCUGGCCGACCGGCACAACUACAGCGCCCCCUAUGGUCAUCACCCGCAUGUGGUCUACAAGCGCUCCGCAGAGCACGUUGUUCACCGAAGAUCGAGCAGCGAUGAGAACCCCUACCGCUCCCAUCAUCAGCACCAAGCGCAGACACACCACGACUACCAACACGGAAAACCGCAGCGGCAACACUUCUGCGGGCGCCGCAAGCAAUAUGCUCCCCAGCCUCCCGUUGGGGACCUCUUCAUCUUGCCGGAUGAGUUUGCUGCGCCCGAGGUGGAAGAGCCCGGGCGGGCGAGGAGAUCGCCCAUCAACUCCAACAGGGUGGGAGGUCUGAAUGUGGAGACCCUGGUGGUGGCAGACAGGAAGAUGCUGGAAAAACACGGCAGGGAGAACGUCACCACCUACGUCCUCACCAUCAUGAAUAUGGUUUCCAGUCUUUUUAAAGAUGGCACCAUUGGAUCUGACAUCAACAUCGUGGUGGUCAGCUUGCUCCUGCUGGAACACGACGCCCUGGGCUUGAAUAUAAAUCACCAUGCUGACCAGUCCCUCAACAGUUUCUGUCAGUGGCAGUCGGGUCUGGUGGGGAAAGGAGGUAAACGGCACGACCAUGCUGUUCUUCUCACCGGACUUGACAUUUGCUCUUGGAAGAACGAGCCCUGUGACACCCUGGGUUUCGCCCCUAUCAGCGGCAUGUGCAGUAAGUACAGGAGCUGCACCAUCAACGAGGAUACAGGGCUGGGCCUGGCUUUCACUAUCGCUCACGAGUCUGGACACAAUUUUGGGAUGAUCCAUGACGGGGAAGGGAACCCUUGUCGUAAGACAGAGGGCAACAUCAUGUCUCCCACUUUGGCUGGGAAUAACGGGGUCUUCUCCUGGUCCACCUGCAGUCGGCAGUACCUGAGCCGCUUCCUUGGAACAGCCCAGGCAUCUUGCCUCGGAGACGAACCCAAGCAGAUCGGUCAGUACAAGUAUCCCGAGCAGCUUCCCGGCCAGCUGUAUGACGCAGACACACAGUGCAAGUGGCAGUUCGGAUCCCAGGCCAAGCUAUGCGGCCUCGAUUUUGUCAAGGACAUCUGCAAGUCUCUUUGGUGUCACAGAGUGGGACAUCGGUGUGAGACCAAGUUCAUGCCGGCUGCAGAGGGAACCACCUGUGGUCCGGACAUGUGGUGUCGGAGGGGUCAGUGUGUGAAAUACGGCGAGCAUGGCCCCAGGGCCGUCCACGGCCAGUGGUCAGCCUGGUCCCAGUGGUCGGACUGCUCCAGAACCUGCGGAGGAGGCGUCAUGUUCAGGGAGCGAUCCUGCACCAACCCCAGGCCCCAGAACAAUGGUAAAUUCUGCCCAGGCUCGACUCGUCUCAACCAGCUGUGUAACACCAGACCCUGCCCUUCCAAUGCCUUGGACUUCCGGGCCCAGCAGUGCGCCGAGUACAACAGCAAACCCUUCAGGGGCUGGUACUACAAGUGGAAACCUUACACCAAAGUGGACGAAGAGGACAUCUGUAAACUGUACUGCAUUGCAGAAGACUUUGACUUUUUCUUUGCCAUGUCCAGCAAGGUGAAAGAUGGCACCUCCUGCUCUGACCAUAGAGAAGGUGUCUGCAUUGACGGAGUGUGUGAGGCUGUGGGUUGUGACCGUCUCCUGGGCUCCAAGGCCUCCCUGGAUGCCUGUGGGGUCUGUAAGGGCGACAACUCCACUUGCAAGUUUUUUAAGGGCCAGUACACCCUGCAGCACCGGGCUAACGAGUAUUACUCUAUGGUGACAGUGCCGGCUGGAGCUAGGGGCAUCCACAUUCAGGAGAUGGAGGUGUCCACCAGCUACCUGGCUGUACGUUCCCUCAAGAAAAAGUACUACCUGACUGGGGAUUGGACCGUGGACUGGCCAGGGAGGUUUUACUUUGGUGGGACUGUGUUCGACUACCAGCGCUCUUUCAACAAACCGGAGAGCCUGUACGCUUUUGGUCCCACUAACGAGACUCUGGUGUUUGAAAUCCUUCUUCAGGGAAAGAACCCAGGGGUGGUUUGGGAGUACACUAUGCCCCGCACUGAGAGGAAACCUGAGUACAGCUGGGGUGUGGUUCGCUCGGACUGCUCUGCUCCGUGUGCUGGAGGUCGCAUCUCCAGCAAGGCCAUCUGCCUGCAGGACCACCGCACCCAGGCCAACUCCAGCAUGUGCAACCCCCACACCAGGCCCGCUCUAGGUUCCCAUCUCUGCAACACGCAGCCCUGUCCAGCCUACUGGGCCCCAGGGGACUGGGGGCCCUGCAGCCGCUCCUGUGGGGGGGGCCAGCAGACCAGGGCGCUGCGCUGCAUGAGGAAGGUGACCUACCAGCGGGACGAGGCGGCGGCGCACUCCCUCUGUCCCGUCAUCUCUCCGGCCCAAAUCCAGCCGUGCCACACCCAGGCCUGCCCGCCGGAGUGGAGCUCAGGGUCCUGGUCCCAGUGCUCCAAAUCGUGCGGCCGCGGCCUGAGGAAGCGGACCGUGUUCUGCCGCAGCACGGAUCCCGGCGCCCACGCGGUGGUGGUGCCCGACAGCAUGUGCAGGCAGCACCACAGGCCCAAAGCCCAGGAGACGUGCGUCCUGAGGCGCUGCCCCAGGAACGACAGGCUGCAGUGGAUCCCGACGCCCUGGGGAGAGUGCUCCAGGUCCUGUGGCUCAGGCGUCCAGAGAAGAGAGCUUCGCUGUGGGGAGAGAGACCCACAGGGAGGGUAUGUGGAGUAUCCCGUGCGGCGGUGCAGAAAUACGGCCAAACCUUCACUGGAUCUCCAGCAGGUCUGCAGUGGAGCGCCGUGCCCAGAGCGCCCCCGGGUGGUCCCUGGCAGAACAGCGUCCGGCGCCUCCGUGUCAGGCUGGUUCCCGUCUCCCUGGCAGCAGUGCUCUGUGUCCUGCGGAGGAGGGGUUCAGACUCGAACCGUCCAGUGUCUCCAGCAAGGUCGCCCCCAGGCCGGCUGCCCGGCCCACCAGAGGCCUGUCGCUUCCAGGGCGUGCAACACAAACUUUUGCCCCGCGGCUCCCCCAGGACCGGCACCUCGCCUCGGUAACCGGGUCCCGGCCACUGGACCCGGUCUGAAAGAUGAGCGCUGCGUCGAUCACUUCAACUGGUGCCACUUGGUCCCGCAGCACGGCGUCUGUAGCCACAGGUUCUACGGACAGCAGUGCUGCAAGUCCUGCUCCAGCAAGAAGCCGUAGAUCCGUCUGCGCUCUCGGUUUUGUGCCGUCGCCUUCGCUCGCGACACACACAGAAACUCUGCCCCAAAGUCGUGUGUUUUCCUCCUGGAGUUCUUGACUGACGCAAAGCAGUGGAGAAGCACAAGAGACGUUGCACCGACUCAAGUCACGGUCUCCGUUACAGAGGGGAAAGCAGCUGCUGGCGCUCCUCUGCCAAAGCAAUGACUUCAUAUGUAUGUACAUAUAUGUACCUGGUCACAAAUCUUCUAGCUUUUGAGAUCUCUGAAAAUAGAGAGCCAUCGAAGGAACAGAGCUUUCUCACAUGUUGUAUAUUUAAAGGCAAAUGGUGACAUGUGUCUUUUUUUUUUUUUAAGUUAUUAUGUUAUAUCAUUUUCUAUUUUGUCCAUCCAUGCAGCGUGUCCAGCUGUACGGCAGGCCUGUGCUAGCCAUCAGGUUUUAGUAAUCGGAGAUGAUCAGUUCUCCUUCACACAUCAUCUGCAUCUGGAUCACAAUAGGACUUUUUUUUUUUUUUCCACCCGUGUGUCAAUGCAAUGAAAACCUGACUCUUCUGCUCACCUAAACAUUUCCUUCAGCUGUGCUGCAACGGUCACCUUUUUCCUUCCCCGCAUAUAUCUGUGGUUUAAAAAAAAAAAACACCAAACAACUUGGACAUCUAUGCGUCGUUUCUUUUUCCUUCCCGGCGUUCUAUCGAUUGCCGGCAGAAUGAGGUGCAUAAUGAGCGAGGCGAUCUGCGGGCCUCAGGGAGGGGAGAGAGGAGGAGGAGGGUGAAGAGCGAGAGAAGAGGAUGAUUGCCUGACGAGCGUGGGUGCAGUCUAGAUAGCAAGUGCUUGUUAAGAGAGGGGGAAAAAAAACAAUGUAGGUGUGUUCUCCAACAGGAGUCUGGUCAAAAUGUUGGGAUGACGCACGUUCAGUUCGAUGGCCGGAAAACAUGAAAGGCGACGAUCUGAAUGCUUCUCUUUACUCCUGGACGGAGGCAUGCCUCCCGUUAACCGCUCGCAAAAACAAACGGACACGAGGUUUAGAACAGAGUAUACGCCUCAUGGUGAAUAAUGAGCGUCUCUUCCGCCAAUAACGGCGCCUGCCAGCCGUUUGCCUGAAUGGAUUUCAGCAUGACACUGACAAAAACUGAGUCUUACUGUUGAGACGCCACUGGAGGAAGUUAACCUUUUUGUUUUAAAAACAGAGAAACCAAUUAGGUUUUUUAGUAUGUUUCUCAUUCAUUUAUGCAGUCGAAGAGCCAGAAUCCGAGAGUGAAUUGUGUACGGUGGCCCAGAGGGGUCAGCAAAAUGUGAAAGCUGCAAUGGAACAACAGAAGCCACAGUGAAAGUUAAAACAGGAGUUAUGCUAAUAUGAAAUUUAUGCUAAAACAUAGCUAUGCUAAAACAAAUUUUAAUACAAUGUAGCUAUGCUAAGACAGAAGUUGUGCUAAAACACAUGUAAUGCUAAAGUGGAAUAUAUGCUAGACCAGAAGUUACGCUAAACCAAGGGUAUAUGCUGAAACAGAACAUACGCUAAAAACAGAAGUUACGCUAAAACACAAGUGAUGCUAAAAUGGAAUUUAUAUUAAACCAGAAUAUAUGCUAACAUAGAGUAGAAGCUAAAAUUAGAAGUUAUGCUAAGGCACAAGUAAUGCUAAAAUGGAAUUUACCAAUCCAGAGUAUAUGCUAAAACAGAAGUCAUGCAAAAUGCAUGCUAAAAGCAGAAGCUAUAAACUUACUAACAUAACAACAAUUUUAGCAUAUCUUUCAUGCCAGCAUAAAUUCUGUUUUAGCGAAACCUCUGUUAAGGUAUAAAUACUGUUGUGGCUUUCGAUGUGUUACAACGUUAACAUUUUGUUGACCCUUCUGGGCCACCAUACAGUGUUCAAAAUGUGCACACAUUCAUUCAUUUUGUGUCAAUUUACUGUUUUUUUUACAGAGCUUGAGUGGCUACAGAUGCAUUUUUGAAAAGUUUGUUUUCAUCAGAUAAUAUUCAGGUGGUUUGUGACACAGAGACUAAAAACGCAGAUGUCUUCACAAAAAAAAGGUUUGUUGCAGGUACAAAAUAAAUAAAAUUAGAAAUAUAUCAAUAUAAAAAUAAGGAUACAAUAUGUGUGAUAUUUUUUUUGGAAAGUUAAUUACUGGCCUUUUAUGACCUUGAAAUGAUUGUGUGUGGCUCGAAGCAGAUAGAUUUAGUUUUUUUUGCUACAUUUUAAGAGGUUCGGGGGAUUUUCCAGUUAACAAUGUCCACUUCUUGUUACUGAGAAAAAAAUAUUUAUUGACAAAGCAAUUCAAAGUCCAUAGUGCUUACAUUAUAAAAACAAAACACAUGAAACAAGCAACAAUUAUUACAUUUUGUCAAUUGCCAUCAUCAAAAUCACGGAGAUUUUUAAUCAAAGGCAGCUCUAAACAGGGCAGCUUUUAGACUUAAUUUAGCCUAAAAGCCAGUGGUUCAGCAGUUUUGCAGUUUUCUGGAAGUUUGUUCCAGAUUUGCGGUGCAUAAAAACUGAAUGCUGCCUAAUGUUCAUCCUUGUUGAUUGAUCUUUAUUGAACCUGGAUAGUGAUAUUGUCUUGUUUUUUGUGCGUAUUUGACCGCUUAAUACGGAAAACUGCCUGCCAACCUGACACAUGAGAUAAAGUUUUAAUUCAAGAAGCCAGUCAAGAUUUAUGCUAACCAAACAUUGUUUGUCCUGUGGUGAUUACGGCACCCCUGCUUGCUCUAUGGGCGCCGCGAUUGCUCUUUAAUCAGAUGCGUCUGCAUGAGUCAGUGAGCUCGAGAGCUUUUUCAACAUUGGUGUGACUGCAUAUUUGAACUGCUUUCCUCAAUGCUGAAUUACAAGAGUCUGUUUUAAAGGCGCUGAGGGGAUGUUUGUGCAGUGUGCACUGCAAAAACACCAAAUCUUAUCUAGUAUUUUCUGUUUUAUAUGACUUGGAAAAAAUGUUUUGUUAUAUGUGAAAUAGCCUGCCAGUGGAACUAGUACUUCUUAAAACCAAUAUCAAAGAAUGAAUUACUUGGUAGUCAGUUUUGUCUUAUUUCAAACACUAACAUACUUGCACUUAUACUUACUAACAUAUUUGCACUAAAAACUAGACCAAAAAUACAAAGAUUUAGUGUGUUUUUUCCAGUGUGUGUAGCAUUUUUAACAGCUCACCUGAUGGGAGAGUUUCUCUUACCUUACAUCUUAUUGCAGAUGUUUGUCAAUUUCUUUCAUCCAUAUUGGUUCAUAAUGACAUAUUUUUAAUUAUCCUAAUGUAGGAACCUACAUAAAAGUUAAAUGUUGAUUCAGAAUUUUUAUUAGAACAAUCACAUGUUAGCAAGGAAAUGUUUCUGCAGCCAAACAUAUUAAAAAGGCCAAUCUACUGUGAAAACCCUGAGGAUGAACACAUGGAACACAAUUAAACUAAGAGGUUUCGCAAAUGAUGGCGCUAUUUACACAUUUAUUUAUCUCUAUUUUAUUGUAUGUAUUUUAGACUCAAAUAUUUGUUCUUCUGUACCAGAACCAAACACAGAGAGAAGUGACAUUCAGCUUCUAUGCUGCACAAAUCUGGAAGAAAAAAGAAACUUCUAGAAAACUGUAAAACU
This is a messenger RNA of Xiphophorus hellerii (green swordtail), 7661 nucleotides long. RefSeq names its product ADAM metallopeptidase with thrombospondin type 1 motif, 18 (gene adamts18). Lineage: Eukaryota; Metazoa; Chordata; Actinopteri; Cyprinodontiformes; Poeciliidae. Gene Ontology annotation, cellular component: extracellular matrix. Gene Ontology annotation, biological process: extracellular matrix organization; proteolysis. The transcript is spliced from 24 exons. The record is from RefSeq and is a predicted model, not a curated record. Gene Ontology annotation, molecular function: metalloendopeptidase activity. The coding region runs from base 360 to 4100 and encodes 1246 amino acids.